This is a messenger RNA of Peronospora farinosa, 1650 nucleotides long. Lineage: Eukaryota; Oomycota; Peronosporomycetes; Peronosporales; Peronosporaceae. The record is from the annotation of a GenBank genome assembly.
AUGACCGUCAAAUAUCACACUAGCGAGAGUCAAGUCGCGUCCGUCGUAGCCAUUGACACGCACUUUAAAGCUCGAAUGUCCCCAGUUCAUCCUAAAGAUCAAAAGGUAGCAACAUCAUCAGCAAAAGCCAUUGACUUGACGCUGGAUGAGGUGCCUGUAAACGUAAAGAGGAGACGUUCAUUCUAUGAGGAUUCCGAUGACGACAAUAGCAACAACAUAGCGUCACAAACAGCACUGGAUUUGAUCCGACAGAGUCGCCGACGUGUAACGGUAGUAUCUGAACCUUUAAAGGCUAAAAAGCGAGCAAUUGAGACAUCAGGAACUUAUUUUUUAGGUCCAGCAGCUAAAAAUCCACAGGAUCUUGUGACAAGUGCCAAUAAAAACGUGUUUGGUAAUGAAAAGUUUAGGAAAAACCAGCGCCAAGUGGUCGAGACGACAAUGCGAGGUCAAGAUUGUUUUGUAUUGAUGCCUACUGGAGGUGGAAAAAGCCUGUGUUAUCAGUUACCAGCCGUGCUUUCUAAGGGGGUGACGAUUGUAGUGUCCCCAUUGUUGUCACUUAUUCAAGACCAAGUGACAGCUUUGGUGCAAAAUCCAAAAUGUGGCAUUCCUGCUGCAUUUUUGACAAGUCAUACAGCCUUGACAUUGAAGAGGUCCAUUGUAGCAGAGCUGAGACGACCGAUACCUAGUGUCAAGUUGCUGUAUUUAACACCGGAAAAGAUUGUCAAGUCGGAAGAGAUGAUGAACUUAUUACAGACCUUGCAUCGCAAUAAGGCACUCGCGAGGUUUGUUAUUGAUGAAGCUCAUUGUGUCAGUCAGUGGGGACACGACUUUCGACCGGAGUACAGUCAAUUGGGACUACUAAAGAAAACUUUUCCGGACGUGCCGCUUAUGGCGUUGACAGCAACAGCGCCACCCAAGGUGAUUAAAGAUGUACAGCGGUCACUGCGUAUCUCGAAAGGGCUGGUGUUUUCCAUGAGCUUUAACCGACAAAAUCUUACGUUUGAGGUGCGCGAGAAACCUCGUGGUAGCGACAAGACAGCCAUGGAGGCACUCUACCAGUUCAUUUCAACGACGUAUUCGCAAGACGCCGUAGGUAUCGUGUACUGCAUGACAAAGCAGGAUAGUGAAGAUGUGGCCAAUUACCUGUUCGAUCGCGGACUGAGCGCUGACUUCUACCACGCCGGUCAGUCUGCAACGGAUCGACACAUGGUGCAAGAAGCGUGGCAAAAUGGACAGCUCAGCAUCGUGUGUGCUACAAUUGCUUACGGUAUGGGCAUUAACAAGCCCGACGUGCGGUACGUGAUCCACUUCUCGGUAGCUAAGUCCAUCGAAGGCUACUACCAAGAAGCUGGUCGCGCCGGGCGUGACGGCAAGCCGUCGCACUGUAUCAUGUUUUACAGUCCGCGCGACGUAUCCAAAUUGCGCAGCAUCCUCUUCAUGCCUCAGAAAGGCAUGACGAGAAAAACGCGUGCCGUGCAUAUGGAAAAGCUCCGAACCAUGGCCGAGUACUGUGAGGACGAUGCGACCUGUCGCCGUCAACUGCUUAUCUCAUACUUUGGUCAAACGUUUCAGCGCUCGGAAUGCAAGCAAACGUGCGACAAUUGCCAACGCACGCAACGCACUGGUGGCUUAAAAACGCUAAGCAGGUAA